AUGUCUUCCGGUCUUCUCCUCAGCAGCGUGCUAAUUGUCACGCUGUUAUGGAGAGUAUUCAUCUACACGCGCCUGCUCAUUGCUAGUGCUCCAUUGAAUCGUCUACCAGGUCCGCCGAGGGAGUCAUUUUGGAAUGGGAACCUGAGGCAGUUCCUCGCGCGACACGCUGAGGACUUCCAGAAGCAUGUAGCAGUCGACUUUGGUCCAGUCGUCAAGAUGUCCGGAUACUUCGGUCGUCCCUUAUUAUACGUGUCCGACUCGAGGGCACUGCAUAAUAUCCUUAUCAAGGAGGAACAUAUCUUUCAAGAGCAAGAAGUGUUUAUAUCAUCAAAUCUGAGGCUAUUUGGGCCAUCUCUACUGGCUACUUACGGCCAGCGCCAUGGUAAACAACGUAAAAUACUGAACCCCGUCUUCUCUAUCAACCAUAUGCGUUCUAUGUUACCAUUGUUCUAUACCGUUUGUCACAAGCUUCGAGAGGCGAUCACAGGCCGGUUACAGGACGGCCCUCGGGAACUUGACAUGUUACACUGGACGGGCCGCGUCUCUCUGGAACUUAUCGGCCAAGGGGGCCUCGGCUACUCGUUCGAUCCGCUGGUGGAAGACAAGGAGGAUCCGUACGGUCAGGCGGUCAAAGCCUUGAUACCGAACUUCGGCCGCGUGCUGCACCUACGAUGGCUCGCGGUACUAGCGGACAAGUGGAACGUGCCCAGGUGGCUGCAGCGCGCCGUCGUGCAGGCGUUCCCGGCCGACUCCCCGAUUCGUAAGCUCCUGGAGGCGGUCGACACGAUGGACAGGCAGUCGAGGGCCAUAUACAGCAUGAAGAAGCGCGCGUUUGAUCAGGGCGAUGCGGAAGUGGUGAAGCAGAUCGGGGAGGGGAAAGAUAUUUUAAGCAUCUUGAUGCGUGCGAACGCACAGGCGGACGUGAAUGAGCGGCUCUCUGAAGAAGAGGUAGUCGCACAGCUGUCGACACUCAUCUUCGCCGCGAUGGAUACGACAUCGAAUACGCUCUCUCGUACGCUGCAAUUGCUAGCGCAAUACCCAGACGUCCAAGACAAACUGCGCCGUGAACUAUUGGAGACGGGCGCUGCUCAGGGGACUUCGUACGACCAGCUGAACCAGCUCCCGUUCCUAGACGCGGUGUGCCGCGAGACGCUCAGAGUACAUCCUGCGGCGGGGAACAGGUUCCGAAUCAAUAGGGCUGUCGCUGACACAGUACUUCCACUCUCCGAGCCUGUAACCACUCUAGACGGUGCGGUCCUGUCCAAGAUAGCGAUCCCGAAAGGGACGGAGGUCCUCGUCGGCGUCAUGGGCAGCAACAUGAAUAGGGCACUCUGGGGGGAGGACGCGCUCGAAUGGAAGCCCGAGCGUUGGCUCUCGCCGCUGCCGUCUGCUGUAACGGAUGCUCGGAUGCCGGGGGUGUAUUCUAACCUGUUGACUUUCAUCGGUGGGAAGAGGUCGUGCAUUGGUUUUAAGUUUGCCGAGAUGGAGAUGAAGGUCGUGCUCGCGGUAAUGCUAACGACCUUCACCUUCGCGUUGACAGACAAACCGAUUCUGUGGACCUCCGCCAACAUCAUGUUUCCGACCGUUGGGAGGAACGCCAUCAGAUCAGAGUUGCCGCUGAGAGUGGGGUUGUACAAACCGGCUCGACUGUGA
Molecule: messenger RNA, 1653 nt
Organism: Rhodofomes roseus
Lineage: Eukaryota; Fungi; Basidiomycota; Agaricomycetes; Polyporales; Fomitopsidaceae
Product: cytochrome P450 monooxygenase
Exons: 14
Coding region: 1-1653 (550 amino acids)
Molecular function (GO): oxidoreductase activity, acting on paired donors, with incorporation or reduction of molecular oxygen; monooxygenase activity; iron ion binding
Source: RefSeq, a predicted model, not a curated record